Molecule: messenger RNA, 2873 nt
Organism: Caenorhabditis auriculariae
Lineage: Eukaryota; Metazoa; Nematoda; Chromadorea; Rhabditida; Rhabditidae
Source: the annotation of a GenBank genome assembly
AUGGAAGGGGAUACUACACCGGACGGCUAUGUUCUAGAAAGCAGUGGAGAAUGUGAAGUUUUGGAAGAAACUGUUGAGGUGAGAAACAACUUGUUGAAAUUAUAUUAGUAUUUUUUUCAGAAGCAAGAAGACUUUUUUCGAUUACCAAAGAAAAUGGUUUUGACCGAACCUGUUCUCAAUUCUUUGGAAAAAGUAAGCAUUCAAUCCUCUUCUUGUAAAAUGGAUAUUUCAGAUAAAAGAAAACCGAGAUUUUUGGAAGUUGAAGCUUUCUGAAAGUAAGAUCACAAACGUAGCUGCUCCAAUGGUCGAUCAAAGGCAAGUCUAUACAUUUUUUGAAGCGAAUUUCUUGAUAAGGCGGCGGUUGCAGCGAGUUGGCGUUCCGGAUGUUCAACCGGCAGCACGGGACUCAGCUCACCUACACACCUAUGAUCCACGCACAUUUAUUCGUCAACGACUCCACCUACCGACGCAACUCCUUGGCUCUGUGCCCAACCGACAGGCCUUUGAUUGUUCAAGUCCGUUUCGAUUCACCGUCCCUCUCGACGAUAUCCUUUUUUGCAGUUUUGUGCGAACAAAGUGGAUACAUUUCUAUCGGCUUGCAGACUCGUUGAAGGAUUUUGCGACGGCGUUGAUCUAAACCUUGGAUGUCCACAAAUGGUCGCCAAACGGGGUCGCUACGGCUCAUACCUACAAGUGUGCAGCAAUAUAGCUUUCUCGAUAUCCUGUAGCUUUAGGAUGAAGUCGACCUCAUCUGCAAGAUGGUGGAGGCGGUCCGCGACUACUGUAGUAUCCCUGUUUCCUGCAAAAUUCGCAUUCGGGAAGAUCGACAGCAAACGGUGAACUACGCUAGAAGGCUCGUCGAAGCGGGUGCUGCAAUGUUGGUUUCUAUAAAUAUUGAGAAUUAUAUAAAUUUGUGGGCUUUGAUGGAUAUUUCUUUCACGAAGGAGUUAUUCUAAGUCGAUAGGAAGAAAAUUGGUCUUCUUUUUGCUGUCAGUCUCCAAUUAGUAUAGUCCGUUUUUGGCGACUUGAAAUGCCGGGACUUUUCUGCACCCUCCUCGUCUCUCGACGGCCCUCUCUUGUUGACGCGCUAUUUUCGCCUAUCUGUGACCUCGCCGGUGAGAGAAAAGAGAGACGCAGACACUCGAAAACUGUGAAGUCGCGGCGGAUGGACUACAAACUCUAUUUUUUUUUAAACUCACCUCUAGCUUCUUUUUUUUUUCUAAGUUGGUCAAUGAAUCUCGAAUUUUUUAUAUUCAAAACGGUUAUCAGUUUUCAUUCAACGGAGAAACUUCAAGGCUGACGGUACAUGGACGGACGAGAGAAAUGAAGGGAGCUGAGACGGGUUUGGCUGACUGGACGAGAAUUCGCGACGUCGUCGAAGCCGUAGAUGUUCCAGUGAUCGCCAACGGAAACAUCCAGGUUGGCCGGUAGCCUCAACUGCGCUCUAUCGUCAACCAGUUUCCCGGCGAUGUCGAGCGAUGCAUGAGAGCCACCGGCGCCGUCGCCGUCAUGUCCGCUGAAGGUCUUCUUUAUAACCCUUUGAUUUUCUCGGUAAUUCCUCCUUCUUUUCUUUGAACACUCAUUGAUUUCGUUCCAGAGCGAGCUGGCGCAUCGGGAAACGUGGAAAGUGGCCAGAGAAUACCUGCACUAUGCGAGAAAGUAUCAUGCAGGUGUCAGUGCAAUGAGGGCACACGUUUUCCGCAUCUGCCAUCAUAGGUUUCUUUUCGAAAAUCUCUUUUCUGAGUCCACUUAUUUGUUGCUUUCAGUUUACUGGAGUACAGUGACCUUCGCAUGCGCGUUUCCAUGGAGCAUCGUUUGGAAGAUUUCGAGUCAGUGGUUGAUGAGCUCGAAAAAAGAGCAUCUGAAGAGGCGGCGACCGAACAGGGCGUAGAGCGGGAGAGGAACGCCUUGAAGCUUUUCGAAGACAUAAGGUGUGACCUAGCACCUCAUUCCAUUCGUUUUGUGAUUCAAGGACGGGAGCAAUCGAGAUGGACCCUCUGGAAGUGUCUCGCGCCCCUCAUUGGAUAUCCAAGCCUUACUUCCGUCUGUCAGAAGUCGCCAAGGAAACUUUGGUGGCGGAAGGGGAGAAGACGUUCAAGGAACAACGACGGGAAAGGCUCGAAAAAGCAGCCAAGGAGAUGGGCGUCUCUCUCAAGUUUGUUCGAAAAAUAUAAUCCCGAGUCGGAGGCAGAGAAAGGGGGCGGGACGCGAAAUCUUGGAACGAACCCUUGAAAAAGUGUCUGAAAGGUUCCUAAAAGCUUCUGGAACGCUUGGUUUGAUGGUCACAGUCUGAGGUUCUUACAAGCGCUACUGAAUUUUGAAAAAGCCCGAUCCCUGCUCUUUUUUUAUCUGAUCUACUAUUUCAAUUAACACAUGAAAGAGGUCAAUGCAUAGUCAAAAAUGAAUGAAAGGAGCUCUUCAAAUAGUCGCUGGCGGUUGAAUCAAACUCGUGCCAAGAACCGCCCCCCGCCCCUUCACCUUUCAAGUCGGGAAAAAUUGGCUAUAACUCGAAUCGCAUAGAAACUCCACGUUUUUCAGACAGGCUAGAAAACGAGAACGGAGGCAGUUGACAGAGAAAAAAAUUCUCUCCGUUAAAAGAGUUGAGUUUUUUCUUCGGCUCGAAAACCAAAUAUUCUUUUUUUUACAGUUGAAGUUUGAUCCUUGUGCGCGAUGUUCACAACCUGGCGGCCAAGGCUGUUCACAUUUCAUGUGCAAAAAGUGCUGUCGUUACGUCUGUCGGCACGAGAAGAAGAACUGCAAAUGUUCGUUCGAAACAGCAGAAAAGUGUAUUCAAAACAGAGUUUUCAGCUCAUCGAUAUGCAUUCUCCGAAGAUGACAGAAAUGGAUUGAUUGAACAAUUGAAUCCUAUUUAA